AUGAACAAGUACCGUGCGGCAAAGCUCUUCCAGCCCAGCAAUCUACGACGAGCUAUGGCGGCAACGAUGAGGCCACAUCCUGCCUCGUCUCACCUGUUCGGCUGUGUCGUCUCUUUCCCUCACACCUCAGUGGUGCGCACCGUAGCGCCUCUCGGCUACGACAUGAUACUAAUCGAUGCGCAACAUACUGCCAUCGAUCCGGAGAACCUUGUCCGUUUGGUACAGACGGCCAAUUUCUGUAGUGAAGGAAGUUCGCUGGCAGUCGUGCGCGUACCAUCGGUGCGGUCAGAUUUGGUCACGUACGCCCUCGAUGCUGGCGCCGCAGGUAUCGUGUUCCCGCACAUCGACGAUGCUAAACAAGCCCGCGAGGCUGUCCGAAGAUGUCGAUACCCACCAGCUGGAGAGCGAUCGCUAUCGCCAUUCUCUCUAACACCACGCGUCACGGACAGCACCAUCUGCGGCAGCUGCUUCACCGAUGUCGCCAACGCGCACGUGGCCGUGGUUUGUCAGCUUGAAAGUGCCCGUGCGAUCGCCAAUGUAGACUCCAUCGCGGCUGUGCCGGGUGUAUCAGCUCUCAUGCUUGGGCCGGGUGAUUUGCGGAAAGAUCUCAGCUUGCCACUCAAUGGACGCAACGAGCCGCUGUUCUUGGAUGCUGUGGGAGAGAUGAUUGCGGCUAGUCGACGAUAUUUGAAUCCGCUUAUGGUUACGACUUUCAAGGCGUCUGUACGGGAGGAUCGGUGGCUUUCGGCUUUCUCGAUUCACCUUGCUGCUGCUGAUGCUUUGAGUGUUACAGCGGGAUUUCAGGAUAGUUUGAGGAAUAUCAAGGCUGAUAUUGUAGCGGCUAGGAGCGUCGCCGAUGAUGGAGAUGUGCUCGGGGUAGCGCAGGGAGGCAAGUCAUGA
Fulvia fulva is the source of this 900-nucleotide messenger RNA. Its product is annotated as 4-hydroxy-2-oxovalerate aldolase. Gene Ontology annotation, cellular component: cytoplasm. Bases 1 to 900 code for a protein of 299 amino acids. Lineage: Eukaryota; Fungi; Ascomycota; Dothideomycetes; Mycosphaerellales; Mycosphaerellaceae. The record is from RefSeq and is a predicted model, not a curated record. The transcript has 3 exons. Gene Ontology annotation, molecular function: aldehyde-lyase activity.